Molecule: messenger RNA, 11015 nt
Organism: Eupeodes corollae
Lineage: Eukaryota; Metazoa; Arthropoda; Insecta; Diptera; Syrphidae
Gene: rut
Product: Ca(2+)/calmodulin-responsive adenylate cyclase
Exons: 22
Coding region: 1223-7279 (2018 amino acids)
Biological process (GO): cAMP biosynthetic process; adenylate cyclase-activating G protein-coupled receptor signaling pathway; intracellular signal transduction
Cellular component (GO): plasma membrane
Molecular function (GO): adenylate cyclase activity
Source: RefSeq, a predicted model, not a curated record
UGUUUCGUCUAUUCAGCUUUCAGUCAGCAAAAUUUCUUUCAACUUGAAUGCGGUCCGCGGUUGUAUAAAAUAAUUGUUCUGCAGUCGUUCAUUCUCUUCAAUCCGCUUCACUCUGUUUCUGUAACCAACACAAAAAUAAAAUUAAAAAAAAAGAAGUAAAAUAUAAAAUAAAAUCCAUCCGCCGACGAAGAAUCACAUAAGAAAAUUAAGUUUAUUAAAAUUAAAAAGAAAAAACAAAACAAAUUGAUUUUGUGCUCUUUUGCAGUCAAAAUAUUUUAAAUUAUUUAUAAUUUUACACUAUCCCUUAAAAGUAUCUAAUAAGUAAAAUACUAUUGGUGCAAUUAUUAUCCACUAAAGAUAGAAAAUUUGUGGUUAGUUAAAAAAGAAAAAGAAUAUAAAAAUCGAUACUUGAAGGAAUCAGAUUUUUGUGGUCGUCUAUGUGUCUUUGAAUUUUCGUUCCCCAUUUUCUUGUUGGUUUGGUCUUUUGGUUUUGGUGCAUUCGAAAAGCAUAAUAAGAAAAAUAAAAAUAAAAUAAAGAGAAAAAUAAAACGUCAAUUGUUUAGAGUGCGUUUUAAGUUUAUUUACAUAAAGUUUCGAGUUUUUUUAUUUGUUGUUAAUUCUUGUGUGCUGUCCACUGUCCUCGACUGUGCACACAGUGGUUAUUUUAUAAAUAAAUACAAAAAUAAAUUCUUAAGUGGAAAAGUGAAGGGAAAAAACGCGUCUUUCCAAUUCCAAUUAGUCACUCACUUGUCUUGCUGCACUUGCCGUUUUCCGUUGCCGUAGCCGUAUAUUUUGUGCUCGACGGUGCUCCUGUGUGUUCCUGUUUUUCUCUCUUUCAUAAAAAUCGUUGUGUUUUGUUUUUUUUUUUUUGUUUUUUCCUAUUUUCUGCACAUUUUUGUCGCGCCCCUAAAAAUUCCUUCCUUAAAUCCUUAUUGGAGUGAGAAUAGCAGAGGUGUUGUUGGUUUCCCAAUUCAACAAACUUGCCCUUAAAAUCAAACAAACCGGGAGAGAGAAGUGUCAUUAUUAUUCUACUAUUGUUUUAAGAGGAUAACACAUUUCAAAAAAUCAUCAUUUCAACAUGCUUUCAACUGUCAUUUUGGAAAUCUAACGUUAUACAGUUAAUAUAGCAAAAAUAAGAUUAUAAUAAUAUCAAUUCUGGUAUCGUUGGCGCCCUCCCAUCCGCAUCCACUUAGCCCAUUCGAUUGGGCGGUGCAACUGUGUGAUGGAUCAUGCAGUGAAAGCGACCAGAGGACGACCAUGGAACAAGUUGCGCUUCGAAAACGACGAGCUAGAAUGUCUGUAUCAACGUUACACGCUGAAGCUGCAGCGCUUUUCGGUGCUAGGUGUGGUCGCGUUGGUGGUCGUCCUUUGUGGAGUAAUGGCUGCUCUAAGUCUUACCUACAAUCACAGUCCAACAUUUCAUAAUGUUUUCAAUUCCAUUGUGUGCCUCCUGUUUGCAAUUAUUUUGAUAUUGUUGCAAUGUCGUGUUAUCAAGGAUCAUCAUCUGCCAUUUCUGUGCUAUGGUAUUCUUCUAUUCACUGCUUGCAUAUGCUUUGUGUCGAUGCCAACGGUGGGAAGCGUAUUUCCAGUUGAUACGAAAGAGGUCAUGGCUGAGGGUGUUUGGCAAAUUGUGUUUGUUGUAUUCCUUGCUUACGCAAUGUUACCACUUCACAUAUGGGAAGCUGUUUGCUUCGGGAUUAUCCUACCGUCCGUGCAUAUUGGACUGACGGCAUAUAAAAUGUUCACCGAUACAUUUCGCUAUUUGGAAUAUAAUCAGCUUAUAGCCAAUAUUGUGAUGUUCAUUGGUGUAAAUGUUGCUGGUUUAGUGGUUAAUAUUAUGAUGGAACGAGCUCAACGAAGGGCGUUCCUUGACACUAGAAAUUGUAUAGCUGCCCGCCUUGAGAUUCAGGAUGAAAAUGAAAAAUUGGAGAGAUUAUUGUUGUCUGUUCUACCUCAGCAUGUUGCAAUGCAAAUGAAGAAUGAUAUUUUAUCACCUGUCGCUGGUCAAUUUCACCGAAUUUAUAUACAGAAGCAUGAAAAUGUCAGUAUUUUAUUUGCUGACAUUGUUGGUUUUACUGUAUUAGCCUCGCAAUGUAGUGCCCAGGAAUUAGUAAGACUGCUUAAUGAACUGUUUGGACGUUUCGAUCAAUUAGCUCAAGACAACCACUGUUUGAGAAUAAAAAUCUUAGGAGAUUGCUAUUAUUGUGUAUCUGGCCUUCCUGAACCUCGCAAAGAUCACGCAAAAUGUACUGUAGAAAUGGGCUUGGACAUGAUUGACGCUAUAGCAACUGUUGUUGAAGCAACAGAUGUUGUACUUAACAUGCGAGUUGGGAUUCAUACUGGUCGAGUGCUGUGUGGAGUACUUGGUCUCCGAAAAUGGCAGUUUGAUGUGUGGUCAAAUGAUGUGACACUUGCUAAUCAUAUGGAAUCUGGCGGCGAACCUGGAAGAGUUCAUGUAACUCGGGCAACACUUGACUCCCUCUCCGGGGAGUACGAAGUCGAAGCCGGCCAUGGCGAUCAGAGAUCCUCCUAUUUGCGAGAUCAAAAUGUCGACACUUACUUCAUCGUGCCACCGCCAUAUAGGAGAAAGCCAUUAAUGCUUAACACUUUAGGUGUCCGCUCGGCACUUGUUAGUCGUCGUAAGCUUUCAUUUCGCAAUGUAUCAAAUGUUGUUAUGCAACUUUUGCACACAAUUAAGUUUUCGGAACCAGUUCCGUUUUCAAACAUUGCGACCGGAUCGUUUCCAUCGUCGGCCGGAAGUACGGCUGGUACAAAUGCCAAUGACAAAAGCAGUCGAAAGGUUAUGCGGCUGCAAAGAAUAUUACACGCACCGACAACACCCGGUGCGAGUGUAACAGUUUCAGUAGGAACGUCAAACACAAUAACUAAUAAUAGCCAAACUAAAACAAAAGUCACUGACCGAUUUAAAUGUCCUUUUCGGAAACGUCAUUCGGGUGUUCAUCAUCAACCCACGAAUCGUGUGAAUCGAUUUCUAUCACAAGCCAUCAAUGCCAGAUCCGUUGACAGAGAGAAGUCAAUUUUGGUGGAUAGAUUUACGUUGCGUUUCCGCGAAAGCGAUAAGGAACGGGAAUAUCAUAAGGAUUUCGACUUGGGAUUCACUACUGCAAUGGGUUGUAGUUUGUUGCUUUUGAUAUUGGGGGCAGCACUUCAAGUUACUGCCCUUCCAAGGACUCUGAUAUUGCUGUUGUUGUUUUUGACUGCCUUCAUUUGGGUUAGUGCAAUUCUUAUGUUGCUGUUGGCUGUGAGGCUUAAGUGGAUUGCUUGGGAUUUAUCGGAGAGUUUUACAUUGCGAUUGGCUAUCACCGUUUUUACAAUUGUACUCAUCUAUUCGGUUGGUCAGGUUAAUGUGUUUACUUGUGUUUCGGAUCAUCCUUGUUCGAGUAAUAUAACAACAAUACCAACUCCAGAAGAAGAUUUGCUCAUGUUGGCUCAUCAAAAUGCUGCUCACAGGAAGUGUUCUUUGCCACAAUAUGUUUCAUUGUCUGCUUCGUUUGCUUUUCUUUCUGUUUCGGUGUUUUUAAGGCUUCCAAUAAUCUUCAAAUCAUUGCUCAUCAUCAUCAUGGGUACCAUUUAUGCGCUCUACAUUGAGCUAUCGCAUAUCAAUAUCUUCGAAUGCUAUGAUAAUCGUGUCAACGCCUCAAUUCCGCUCCAUUUGGUAUCAUUAGCAAGGAUUUUCAUCUUCAUGAUCGCAAUUUUAGUUCAUGGCCGUUUAGUGGAGUGGACAGCCCGUUUGGACUUUUUAUGGCAGUUACAGGCAUCGCAAGAGAAAAAGGAAAUGGACGUAUUACAGGAGUCGAACAAGAGAAUUUUGCACAAUUUGCUGCCAGCUCAUGUGGCUGCACAUUUUCUUGAUGCUCAGUUCCGCAAUAAUAAUAUGGGUAACCCCGGACAGGAAUUAUAUCAUCAAAGUUAUGCUAAAGUUGGUGUAAUGUUUGCAUCGGUGCCGAAUUUCCAUGAAUUCUAUACGGAGUUAGAUGGUUCAGAUCAAGGAUUAGAAUGUUUGAGAUUAUUAAAUGAAAUUAUUGCUGAUUUCGAUGAGCUAUUAAAAGAAGAUCGUUUCCAAGGGAUUGAUAAGAUUAAGACUGUCGGAAGCACUUAUAUGGCAGCUGUAGGUCUUCUACCAGAAUUCAAAAUGAAUCCAACUGAUCCAAAUUCCAUUCGAAGACAUAUGACAGCCCUUGUCGAGUAUGUAAAGGCUAUGAGAUUGGCUCUUCAAGAAAUCAACAGUCACUCGUAUAACAAUUUUAUGUUGAAAAUUGGUUUGAAUAUCGGACCAGUUGUGGCAGGAGUAAUUGGUGCUAGGAAGCCACAAUAUGAUAUUUGGGGUAAUACUGUGAACGUCGCUAGUCGAAUGGAUUCCACAGGAAUUCCUGGUUACACUCAAGUUACCCAGGAAGUUGUUGAUAGCUUACAAGGAUCACAUUUCGAAUUUAGAUGUCGUGGUCAAAUAAAUGUCAAAGGUAAAGGUGACAUGGUUACUUACUUUUUAUGGGAUUAUGCAAACAACAACGGCGAAGUGCGUAACGCAAUGCUCUCAAACCGCACAAUCCAAAGCAAUAACCUACCAUCCCAACAACAACAACAGCACCAGCAACAACAACAACAGUCACAACAAUCCCAACAACAAACAACCACAUCAUCACAAUCAAUUCAGGCCAUUGCGCCACAACCAACUCAAACAACGACCCCAAUGCAGAUGCAUGCCCAUCCCACGGAGUACUAUCAAAAGCAAUCACAAUUCAAUGAUAGCAACUAUCAUAUCAACAUGAACAAUGACGCCUACAAUAUCAAGAAAGAAAACUACGCGUACAAUAACAUAGAUGCCCCCAAUAUGUGCAUCAAUCAGCAACACUCACCUCAACCUUCUCAGAUGCAACAACCAUUGAUGCAACAAUUCCAGCUUGAUGAGCAGCAACAUGUUCAGUUACAACAGCAGCUGCUGGCACAUCGCUAUCAAAAGUAUCACAAACAGGCGAAUUUCAUUGCCAAUGGUGGUCUGCCGAAUAUCCGUGAGAAUGGCCAUAAUAAUGGAGCCAACGGAUCCAAUGGAGGCAACUACAACAACGGUGGCAGAGAUCACCAAUAUCAACAGCAACUCCACAAUAACUAUCAUCAUAUGCAACAGCAGCAACAACAGCCCCAACUUAUCAGGGCACAAUUGCAGCAGCCAAUGGUGGUGAUGCGUGAAACCUUCAAUAUUACCGAGAAUCCUAGUUUGAAUGCAAGCACUAAUCGUGAUAAUUAUAAUAUUCGAGAAAACUACGGGCAUCUGGAGAACUAUAAUAACAUGGUUAAGAGGGAGCAUGCGAAUGGUAGAUAUCACAAUAACAAUUACAGUAGCUGCAGGGAAAGUGAACCCCUGUUGCAUGCGGCUCCUGUGGCUAAGAUUAUGCCAUUGCAACAACAACAAAAUCCACCUUCAAAAUACGACCCGCCUCGCUAUACAUGUCCAAAUACCGGACUACAAUUACAACAGCUCCAACUCCAACAACAACAACUCCAACAACAGCAGCAACAUCAACUGCAGCAACAACAUGCGCCUCCUCUUCCAGUUACCCCAACGCCAAAACCCACAGUAACAUCAAGUCUGAAGAAUAAUACACCACUCCUGCGAACCUAUAUGAAGCCCUUACCUAAAUUACCCUGUGAUCUUGAAGACAAUCGUGAAAUGUCCUCGACCGAUGAUUUAAGUUCAAGACCACAUUCGCCCAGUAUGAGUUCCUCAGACGAAAGUUAUUCCAAAACAACCGAAGGUGAAGGUGACGACGAUUCACCCAGAAUAACCGCAGCCAAUCAUCAUCUGAAUCGGAAUUUGAAUCCACUUCAAUGGCUCUAUCCGUGUGACAUACAAGUCGAUCCGACAUCACCUAUUGUCGAUAUGUCGAAUUUGAAAGAUUUCGAAGUAAGUUCAACCACCGAGAGUCAAGGACAAACGACGACAACCCAAAAUAAGGGUGAUUCGUGUAAUAGUUUUGAAUAUCAAGACCGCAUGGGCGGCCAGAGUAACUCAAAACAGCCACAACAACAAACAUCCGCAUCCACCACAAAGUCACCCUUUGAACGUGAACUUCAACGGCUCCUGAAUGAAUCAUCUUCAAGAGCGCGAGCAGAAAAUCUACCCCACUACACAAAUGGCCCAUCAUCGAUGAAUGGUGGCGGUAAUGGUCAUGGAAGUUCAAGCAACGGCGGUGGUAUUGGUCAACAGACUCAACAUCAAAAUAGUCGUAAUAACCUAGAAUUAAGUUACUCAAGUAGCAAUAAUAAAUUAGGAUCAUCGGUAAAUAAUAAUAAGAACAAAUACGACAUGGAAUCACCGUCGUCGUUGUCCGAGAAAGGUUCCAAGAUACCAAUAAGUACAAGUUUUAUGAUUGCAAAGCAUCCGGUUGGUUUGGAAGCCAUCAAAGAAAUCACAAGGAAUAAGAAUCCAUCGGAAUCAAGUCAGAUGCAAACCUCCGACACAGAAUCUUGUGAAAUCCUCCAUGACAGUCGAUGCGGCAGCAACCAAAAGAAUCUACAAAUGCUCGAUUUGGCCACAAGGUCAAAUCAGAAUUUAAACCAUGCCAAAGAUCACAACCAUCGGCUACGUCGACCAAGAUCGAGUGAAUGUGAAAAUAGUCGCAAUAGCUUGGACCUUAUGAACGGGGAUCGUGAUGAUACCGAAGACAAUUUGGCCGAUGAAGAAUUCGAAGACGAUGAAGCCGGUCGGGAUGUUCGGAAAAAGUCGAGUACAACUUCAAGACAGGAGACAAUUAGCAGUGGGGCUGGAGUAAUUGGUGUGGAUCAUGAUUAUAAUGAUGUUGCGACAUCUGGGCGGGAUCGCAGCGACAAUCGAAUGCGAGAAAUAAAUGUGAUAAACGAUGAACUGAAAUAUGGUGCCGGUCAUCAUAACAAUCAUCAUCAAUCGAUGGACUCGAAUCCGGUGGAAAGUCAGUCGGAAUGGUCCGAUGACGAUUGUCGUGAAGAAGCAACGGGUGGCGCUGAAUCAACAGGUUACAUCACUGAUGAACCUGGUCUUGAAAACAUCUCCCUCCUAAAUGAAGCUGGUCUUACAGACGCCGAAGGUGCACUUUCCGAUGUGAAUUCACUUUAUAAUGCUCCCGAUGUUGAUGAUACAUCAAUCUCGAGCCGUGCCAGUUCUCGUCUGCUCAGCUUAGAUUCGCUGAGUGGUUUAUAUGACUGUGAAUUGGACUCGAAGCACGAGAUGGCCAUUGUGAACGUGUCACAUAAAAUAACGAGUAAAUUUGGUCCGCAAAGCUAAUUAUUUUUUUAUUUUUCAAAUUAAACUUGUGUUUCUUUUUAAAUUUUAAUUUAAAUUUCAAUUUUCCUUGAACUAUUUUACCAGUUUAGGUUUACAAAACGAUUUUGUAUUUCUACUGUUAGAAGUUUAAGCUAAAAAGAAAUACUAGGUACUAUACUCUCAUUUAUAUUUCAUUUCAUAUAUUAUGAUCUAGUUUAAGAUAUAGUUUCGCGAAGGGACAUAACAUCCAUCAUUUAAAUAUGUUGGUGGUAAACUAUGUAUGUUGGUUGGGAAUUUUAAAUUCCAAUUGUAAAAUGUUAGAUAUAUCUUUUUACCUAUUUUAAAGAAAAACAAAAACAAACAGAAUAUGUCUUCAUUAGCAGCUUCAAGUUUAAAAUUUUUAUAUUUAAUAUAAAUUAAAAUGAUGUUUGUCUAUGUGUAUGAAAUUAUUUUACUUCUAAAGUUUUUUUUUCGUUUGUAUUAUUAUUAAUUUAUUAACGCUAAGCGUUUGGUUUACAAAAGCUUUCAUAAUGAAUAGAAGUGUUAUAUAGAAGUAUUUUAAUAGUCUGCAUCAGGAGAUAACUAUAACUAAAAAAUUAACACCCUGUUCCGUUUUAACCAAUAAACACAUUUUUCUUAUUUUUGUGUUUAAAGGGAGGUUUUUCCUCUUAAAGCAUUUCAAAAAUGCUUUCCACAAAACGAGGAUGAAAUAAGUUUAAAAAGAAAAGGUUUUAAAACAAACACUAUGGCCAGAUGGAAAAUGUUAGUACUUUUUUAAUAGAACAGUAUGAUCCAAAUGCAGAAGAAAAUCUAAUUUAGAAACUUAGAAAUGAAAAGGAGUCGAUGGUUCUUUUAUUUUGAUUUAUCUUUGUGGAAAAUAAGCAUUUAACUUAUCUUCCAUGUGGCACUAAUAAUAAAAGUCAAAGGGUGUAAAAUUACAACUUCUUUUCGAAAAAUAAAACGGUCAGGAAACUUUUCUAGAAAUAAACCGAUUUUAAAAUAAAAAAUCAUUAAUCAUAUCUCGGUGGCGUAAUCCUUUCAUAGUUACACUUGCCUCAUUUUCAAAUGAGUAAGGUCCAAUCACACCGCUCAUCGUAAGAACCGCUCCAAACAGCGAUAUGUUGAGGAUGGAGACGGAAAGGCUUUUCAACUAUUAUUUUCUUUGAUUCCCCGAGCUUUAAUUGUGACAAUUCUCUUUAUUUACAAAGCUUUAAAAGGACCAUAUUAUCAAAGGCGAUUUUUUGAUAUAAAUCAUGAAAAUGUUGAUUGUUUAUUUUGGGACCUAUCACCGAAAAUACGACAUUGCUGUUACUGGUGUGUUUACUGAUCUUAAAAAGACUUAUGUAUAAUCUAAUGUUGUUUUUAGAAAGCCUUAUUAUAACAAUCGACGAGUAACUGACAAACCAAGGUUUUUGUCAUUAUUACGAGCUGCAGGAGCAUUAUUCUCAGUUGUUAUUGAAAGAUGCUCGAAUAGCGAUCUAAUCAAAAUAAAACCUCUUUAUGGAAAGCCCUUUUAUAAUAAUAACAAUAGAUUUUUUAAAUUGUUAACUAGAUCAAUAAAUAAGGCGUUAAAAUGUUACAAUAAUUUGAUACAACAUACUUUGGAGUAACAGUCUUCUCGAUUGUCAUAUCGUUCAAUAGACUUCUUUAUUAAUGGCGCUUAGGCAAAGUCUUUCUACCUGUAGAGAUUUAAUCCUUGACUAAGUUAGCUCGUUCAAGUUUGUUGCUUUCGGUUCGGUACUCGCCUUAUUUUUAUUUGUAUACUCUUAACUCUCAAACUGAGUUCUUAACUCCUAAGGUUUGCCACCUAGAAAAGACAUCCAAGAUAUAAUUCAUAUGAUCAAUGGUCUGUUUGAUAUUUUAAUGUUUAUAAAAUGAGUCUUAACUAGGUUAUGUUAGGUUAUAGUGGCUGUUCAAGAUGGAAACGGACACACUUAGGCCAGUUUAAUGGCCCAUUGGGAAACCACAUGAAUCUUUAGGCUUUCUUCUAAGCUCAAUGGAACCACUUUGAGCCCCUUAUGAAACGUGAAAGACUGAUUAUGCUGAUAUGAUUUAGAUCGUUAAAGAAGAAUUCUCCUAGUUAAUUCUUGCCCAGAGCAGGGCAGAGAAGAUGAAGAACUGGUUCUUUCUCUUCAUCGUCCAUACAGCUUCUGCAAAAGUCAUUUGAGAAAACGCCUAGUCUCAUGGCGUGCCUUCCUAUUAGACAGUGUCCGGUUAUGACACUUAUUAUCGAUCUUGUAUUCGAUCUGUUUAGAGAGAGCAAGCACCUUGAACGUUUUAAAUCCAGUGUUGGCCAGAUGUUUUUUGUGACUAGCCACGUGGUGAUGUUGUUCCACCUGGUGCCUGACCUCCUCACAGCGUCUUGCAUUAGCAAUAGUUUACAAGUAGCGAUUGGGAUGCCAGUACGUGGUAGGAUGGGCUGUACUGUACCGUUCCUGGCGAGUUCAUCUACCUUACAGUUACCUGGAAUGUCUCUAUUGCACCGCACCCAGCAAAGGUGAAUAUUAAACUGUUGUGCCAUCUCCAUUAGAGAUGAUCGACAGUUAUGCACUGUUAUAGAGUUUGUAGAGUGUCUUAACUAAAUCAUAACUAAAAAUGAUUCCAGACUCAAAAAUUAUUUGAAUAAUUUUGUAUUCUAUUUCUGACUGAAAAAUUGUACAUAAUAUUAUGUAAAAUCUACUAUAUAGCACUUCUUGAUUUAUUAAAAGCGAAUGUAAACAUUGUUCAACAUCACUUUAAGUAAAAUCAAAAAACACAAACAAAAAUGUGCUUAAAACUACGCUUAGAAUUAAAAAAAGCAAAGCAUUUUAUAUUAUCAAAAAUAAAAAAUAAUUUUAAGAUUUUUAUGUUUUGCAUUAUGCUAAAAUUUGAUUUAUUUGUUAUACAAAAUAAAAACAAAAAAUAGUUAUACACAAAUCUGUACUAAAAUAAAAUAAAAUCAAUGUAAAUGAACUACCUUAGAUAAAAAAAUGAUUACAAAUAUAAUAUAAUAAAAUAUUUAAAGAAAACCAAUGUGAAAAUGGAUGAUAUUAUUGAUAUUGUGUACGAAUAUACUAUGAAAGCAGAAAUAAAAACAACCAAUUAAACCAUUUUAGCACAACAUAAGUAUUAAGUAUAAGUAUAUAAAGAAUGGUACUAAAUAAAAAUAAAUAUAUAUAUUUUCUCUUUACAAACAAAAGUCAAUGUAGAAUAUAAUUAAUUAAUAUUCUACAAAAAACAAACAAAAAAAACACUCAUAUCGUGUAAAUAAUAUGUAAUACUUCAAUUAAAAAAAUAUAUUAACACUAAAUUCAACUAUUAUAAAAUAUUUUAUUUUCAUAUAAUUUAAAAAUAAAUACAAUCUUUCAACAUUUUUGUUUAAUAUUGGUUUUAAAAACAUUUUUAGGUGCCUGACUUUGAAUAGAUAUCACCCUCAUAAAUAUACACACUUCAUCAUCAAUCACUCAAUAAAUACAAAACAAAAAUAAAAAAUAUAUAUAUCAUUAUAUUGUAUUUUAUAGCAUUGUAAACAUUUAGGUGAUUAUUGCCAAAAUACAAAAACACUUAAAAACCUAUAAAUAACAUGCAUACACCACAAAACACACUAAAUUCAAUUAUGGGAAAAAUUCAGUGCUAAAACAUUUGCAUUAUUACAUUAUAAAUUAUUAUAUAUAGAAACAAAAUUAUUAUUAUUAUAUUAUAAUAUUAUUAUGUACGUAUUACAUUAAAUGUAUUUAUAAAGAGAAUAUAUAUAAAAUUGUAAUUUUAGAUACUUAAA